AUGCGGCGAGGUAAGGAACGCUGGACGCACGCGGACGAUAAGCGCCUUGGACGCGCUCUGCUAGCUGUGUUCGCCAGCCACGGGGACGUGGUGCUGAGCGACAACUGUGCGCUCUGGAAGCGCGUGCAGCAGCGUUAUCAGGGGCUCGUGACUGCUGAACAAGCAAUCGUGCCCGACAUCACGGCGGCGCCGCGCAGCGCUCGCUCUCUGCAUACGCGCUGGUCGCGCGGCAUCCGUCCGGACAUGGUCCUGUUCACGUCGCUGGUGGACAAGAUGCAAAAGACUGGCAAGAGGCCUCCCAAGGCCAUCAAACAGGCCGAGAAGCUCUUCCGAGAGGAGAGGAGUGAGACUAAUGCGGCAGCUGUGCGCCAGUUCGUGCAGGGCCGACAGAGGCCACCGACACCUACAGGUGACUCGGAGACGGACUCGGCCCGCCCCAAACUCAAGUUCGAGUCGUUCCAUUUCCGCCACUGCUACGAUAUACUGCGCUCGAACCCGCAGUUUAUUCAGGCACUGCUAGAGCAGGUCAGAGAUCAUGAGGAGGGCGGCCCGCGCAAGCGGCGGCGGACUGAGGGCGCCAAUGGUCCGGAUGAGGAAGAGUAUAGCUCUUCAACCUCCAGCGAUGACUCGGAUACCGCCGACUCGCACGAGGACGAACAGCGCGAAAUGGUGCUGCAAGCGCCGCCUGCUAACGGGUUCCAGACGGCUAAGGUGGGCGCGAUCAGUAGUUCGCAGAUUGCAAAUGGCGUGAAGAGGUCCGUUCCGGAAGCGAGGACGUUAGUUCGACCUCCAAAUGUAGCACAGCGCGGGUCUGAUAGCGUGGUCAUCACAUUCGACGAUACAAGCGACGACCUUGACGUUCCUCGCGUCGAGUGCGACCGUGAAAUGGCGAAUGAGUACGUCCGUCUGCGUACACAGACACUGCUGGAAGAUCGACGCUUGAAGCUACUGGCGGAACUUCGCGGUGUGAUCGCAACAAUCUCGCAACUAGCACAGCAGCUCGCGUGGAACGGUGUGGCGUCGGCGGCGUUGGCAGCACGGACGGGGGCGGCCUGUCCUGCGCUGAACGAGGACGUGCUGCGGGAUAUAGCUUUCUUCCGCGGAGAAAAGCAGCGGUUGAAGCAAGCGAUUGCUGCUCUAGAUGGCGUCACGAAUGGAAGCGACGGCAAUUGA
Messenger RNA from Phytophthora nicotianae INRA-310, 1173 nucleotides. RefSeq lists its product as hypothetical. The transcript has 2 exons. The record is from RefSeq and is a predicted model, not a curated record. Bases 1 to 1173 code for a protein of 390 amino acids. Lineage: Eukaryota; Oomycota; Peronosporomycetes; Peronosporales; Peronosporaceae.